CGCACCGUCACCCUACUAUACAUCUCGAUCAAUACCUGGUAACAACACAUCAUUUUUUCUCAUGGGGUUGCAAUAUACACACAACAUCCCCAGAACAACGCACGCGUUCUCUCUUAAAUACACAUGUCCCAAUGAAUCGCAAUUGGCUCCUACAAGUCCUUCUCCUUUUGAUCAACCAACCUACCCCAUCCUAUGGCAGAGCACGAGCCAGAGGGGAAUCUACUCGACUGAGCAGCCGACAUUCCACUGGUCGUUGUUUUUUCUUCCAUCUCGAUUACCUUACCAACCCCGUUCCUAGCCUCACAGAGCCAGGUAUCGUGAUCGUAGCAAACCGUAAGACAAGGAUGGGGACGUUCGCUAUCCUGAGUUGCGUCCUCUUCUUCUUUCCCUCCCCUUCUUUCUCUCCUCACCUUUCUUUUUUCUCCUUCAGCGUCUCUCCCCUUCCCCAACCCGCAUCUGUCUGGUAUCAUGACGGCCCCGGCAUGUCCAACGUGGCCACGGUCCAGGGACACCCCAUCAAGUCGCUCCAAUCGGCAGAAAACACAAAGAAACAGAUCCUCCAGAAACAGGGUGAAAGAUAAAUAUCAAUACUAAUAUCAAACACAAAGCAGUGCA
Molecule: messenger RNA, 615 nt
Organism: Aspergillus candidus
Lineage: Eukaryota; Fungi; Ascomycota; Eurotiomycetes; Eurotiales; Aspergillaceae
Exons: 1
Coding region: 132-581 (149 amino acids)
Source: RefSeq, a predicted model, not a curated record